UGUAUUAGUGCGUAACAGCCGCUGCGAAACAAAUGUGUCUACACUGUCAGCGAAAAUACCAUCAAUACGAACGCCAAGGGCCUAAGGCUCUAAACUCUGAUUUUUACAAAGGCUAGCAGACGGUAUUAUUUCGUUCCGUUUGUAAAAAGUUCUUCACGUUGAACGUACAGACCGUAGAGUAACAGUUUUACUGGUUUUACUUUACCACUCGGCAAAACAAAAAGUUAAUUAUGUUACCCUUGUCAUUAUUGCGUACGGCGCAGAAUCACCCCAUGGUAACAAUUUUUAAAAUUAAUGCUUCAACUUACAAUGGCCAUUUGGUGAGCUGUGAUAACUGGAUGAACAUUAAUCUACGAGUAAUUUGCACCUCCAAGGAUGGUGACAGGUUCUGGAGAAUGCCAGAAUGUUACAUUAGAGGUAGCACAAUCAAGUAUCUUCGAAUUCCUGAUGAAGUUAUUGAUAUGGUAAAAGAAGAAGUAGUGGCAAAAGGCCGUGGUCGUAAGUGAUGGCAAAGGAAGAGGUGGAGCCCAAAGAGGCAGAGGUGGUAAUAGAGGUAUUGUAUUCAUUUAGUAUACUUGUUAGUUGUUGAUAGUAUUGUUGGUCAUCACCAGCCAAGUAAUUAUAAUUGAAAAUUACAAAAUACGGGAACCAUACUUAACAUUUCCUAGGAAUUAAAACUUUAUUUUACACAUAUGAAGUAAACAUAAGUUGGAGACAAUCAUGUCAAGAACAUGAAACAAAAUUAGUGUAAUUAUUGAACAUUCAUUUCUAUUUCUUGUACGUCACGACAACAGUGCUUUACGUACGAGAAAUUUCGAAUCCGAUCCUAAAUAAUCAGCCUCAAAUCGUCGUAUAAUGCACCACUGUUUUUUCCCCGUCGUUUGCUGUUAGCAGGAGCAUGGGAAAUGCUAGCCCAAAGGGCCAAAAAAUGAAUCACUUACUACCGUAUUAAAGUCUAAGCAAUAAAAUAAUGAGAUUUCAUUGGAAGAACUGUAUUAUACAUGUUACUUUUUUGUUCAUUAUCAGGAUCUUUUGGAGCCUCUAGAGGUCGAGUGCGCCUUCCGGGACGAGGAGGUGGAGGCGGUACUAACAAACCCCGUGGAAAGUAAAUCCUUAUUGCCAGAUGAUUUUUUCCAAAUAUCGCAAAGUUUUCAUUUUCGCGCCACUUUUGGUCGUGACAGAAACAGUGAAGCACACAUAACUCAUACCUUGUUGUUCGCGUUUUUUCUGUCAAAUUUGUAUUUUGCUAACUCAAAUCCGAACAAUAAAUGUCGGAGAAAUACAUCGUUAAGUGAAAAAUAA
Messenger RNA from Daphnia magna, 1302 nucleotides. Its product is annotated as U6 snRNA-associated Sm-like protein LSm4. Gene Ontology annotation, biological process: mRNA splicing, via spliceosome; spliceosomal snRNP assembly; nuclear-transcribed mRNA catabolic process. Gene Ontology annotation, molecular function: U6 snRNA binding. NCBI's taxonomy places the organism in Eukaryota, Metazoa, Arthropoda, Branchiopoda, Diplostraca, Daphniidae. Gene Ontology annotation, cellular component: U6 snRNP; spliceosomal tri-snRNP complex; P-body. The record is from RefSeq and is a predicted model, not a curated record.